GAGCCAUGUGCCCCACACUCCUCAGCCUCCUGAGUCUCGGAUUCUGUGUGAGUCUGAGGAUCUGGGCAGCUGUGGGUGAAUAUGACAAGCCCUCUUUGUCAGCCUGGCCAAGCCCCGUGGUUGCCUUAGGACAGACUGUGACUCUUCGGUGUCUCUCUGAUUCUCCAUUUAAGAUAUUCAGACUGUACAAAAGAGACAGGACCAGUUUGUCGAAGACCCAGGGAUAUCAUUUCAAGCCCUUCACCAUUGGCCCAGUGACCAGAGAACAUGCUGGGUCCUACACGUGUUCUGGAGCGUACUCGUCCACACACAGUGAGCCCCUGCAGAUUGUGGUCACAGGUGUGUUCACAAAACCCGCCAUCUCAGCCCACCCAGGCCCCCUCGUGUGGGCAGGAGGGAAAGUGACCCUUCGCUGUCAUUCACCGCUGUUGUUUGACAAGUUUAUCCUGCACCAGGAAAACAGCAUAGGGCAUUUCCAGACACGUGGAGAGACGUUCACUGGCGGGCAUGCUUCAGCUGACUUCUCCAUUGGCCCCAUGACCUUAGGGAGUGCGGGCACCUACCGAUGCUACGGCUCUCUCAGUCGUUCCCCCUAUGAGUGGUCAGCCCCCAGCGACCCCGUGGACAUCGUCAUCACAGGUCUGUCCAAGAAACCCUCUCUCUCAGCCCAGGGGGGCCCCGUGGUGAGGUCAGGAGAGAACGUGACCUUGCUCUGCAGCUCCGAGCGCACCUUUGACCAGUUCCAUCUGCUCAGGGAGGGGGAGAACCUUGGGCAUCCGCUCGCUGCAGGGCGGGGCCCCCAUGGAGCACUCCAGGCCGAGUUCCCUCUGGGUCCUGGGACCCCAGCCCACAGCGGAGUCUACAGGUGCUACGGCUCCUUCACUCGCUCUCCCUACGCGUGGUCAGACGCCAGCGACCCCCUGCUCCUGUCUGUCACAGGAUCCACUACAACUACUUACCCAUCAACUAUGGACCCACACACCACAGAAGAAGCAGGGCUUCCUCAAGAGCACUCCAGCAUGCUGUAUGUUGUCCUUGGGCUUGUCAUAGCCUCCACCUCUACCAGCUUCCUCUUCGCUGCUCUUGUCUGUCACUGGUGUUCUACCCAAAAUCAUGUUGCCAUCAUGGAAGGAGAGCCCAGGGAAGACAGAAGAGUGAACAGUGAGGACUCUCCAGCAGAAGACGUGAUAUAUGCUCACUUGGACCUCGGGACCCUCUCUGAGAGAUGGUUCACUCCCAUUCCCCUGAAGCCCAUGCACCCCUCUGCUGAGCCCAGUAUCUAUGAGGAAUUCAAUGUAAACCAAGACCAUGCUGGCUCCUGACCUGGCCCCAUCCUCUGAGCACACAGUGUUACAAAUCGAGGACCUUGAUCUCUUGUUAAAGGGGUUCCUCAUGGACACUUCUCCUCCAAAGCAGCCCAGCAGCUCUGAGGUGAGGAGUGGAGUCUAGAAUUAUAGUAUCAUCUUCAAAAAUCCCACCACCUCUUAAUAAUCGCCUGGCUAUUCUAGGACUCUAUUGUAACUAUCUCACUGUUUGGGGGAGAUGCUAUAAUCAAUCUCACAUACUAGGUAGCUUAUCAUGAUCACCCUACUUUUUCUAAAAUUCCAAUAAAGCAUAAAAAAUUU
Molecule: messenger RNA, 1625 nt
Organism: Odocoileus virginianus texanus
Lineage: Eukaryota; Metazoa; Chordata; Mammalia; Artiodactyla; Cervidae
Product: putative killer cell immunoglobulin-like receptor like protein KIR3DP1
Source: RefSeq, a predicted model, not a curated record